AAGAGUAAGAGAGCGAUAGAGAGACAGAGAGAGAGACAGAAAAGGAGUGAGUGGUGUUGUUAUGCUUGCGUUGUGAAUGAAGACAUUUUUCGCUAAUUAACCGAGGGAUCGUCGCGGCCCGCAAUGUCGAACCAAAUAUGUCUGAAAUGGAACAGUUUUCUAAACAACAUUGCGACGAGCUUCGAGAGCCUCUGGGAAGAGGAAGGCCUCGUCGACGUCACCCUCGCCAGUGACGGGCAAUGCCUUACGGCACACAAGGUGAUCCUUUCCGCCAGCAGCCCCUUCUUCAAGAAGGUCUUUCAGACCAACCCUUGCCAACAUCCGGUGAUAAUACUGCAAGAUGUCCACUUCAGGGAGCUGGAGGCACUGCUUAUAUUUAUAUAUAAGGGCGAAGUGAACAUAGAGCAACAGAAUUUACCGGCACUUCUCAAAGCGGCUGAGACAUUGAAAAUCAGGGGCCUGUCCGGUGGCGAUAUGUUUGCUAAAGAAUCGUACAAGAGAUUUGUGGAUCAGGAUAAUCCAGAAGUCGACGAUAUUACACCGGCCAAAAAUGAUACACCUAAAAAGAAACAAAAGGUUGGCAAGAGAGCCAAUAAUUCUAUUCUUGAAAAAGCACUGACUCCCCAGCUACCGCUGAACGAUAGCACCAGCGACACCACUACCUCAAAUGUUGAACAGAAUUUCAAGGAAUCGGAUCCAACACCUGACCCUGUUCUUCUACGACUAGAAAUGAAAACAGAGCCGUUGGAAAUCCAUGUGGAAGAUUUUCAGAAGCGUUCACCAAUCCGCAAAGAUGUGCUGGAGCGACUAGACACAGGGCAAAGUGACGCCACACAAGGAUGCUCGAAGCCAACGGUAACCGUAAUCGCGGAGGCUCGGGACACCUCGAGUCCAUCGGUGGUUUCGAAAUAUCCUUCGAGUGUAAAAAGCCCGAAUCCGCACCCAUCUAAUCACUUGAAAUUGCCAAAUGUAACCAACUCACCCGAAAAUUCAUCGACCGAUUCCCCAAUCGAUCCCCCGGAGCCAUUGACUUUCCCAUCCGAUCUAAAUCCAAAUAUAUCUCAGCCAGCUUUUCCCCCCUACAACACAACGAAUCCUAGCAAUGAUUCCGAGUCCUUUGAGGACUCUCAAUUACUAAAAGGUGGUCCCGCCUACCCUCCUUUCCCCUGCCCAUUCUGCGAUCGGGCUUACACCAGUUGGGGAUUCCGGAGGAGGCACAUCAAGGCUGUUCACACGAUAUCACCGAUGCUCAACUGCAAGUGGUGCUUACAGGUCCUACCGACGCAUGCGGCAUGGAGACGACAUGUGAUAUCUGCCCAUAACUUGUCGGCAAGCGACGCUCACAAUGGUCUAUUAAUUCUGGAGGAAGCUCAUAUGGUUUUACAAAUUGCUCAUCCUACUCGGCUCGACACUCUGGUUAACAUUAUUAAGCAAAGUUCUCAGCAGCAGGAUAACGCUCAGGGCAACAAUCAGCCCGACAAGGAUAACGAUUGAUAAAUAUAUCGUAAACUUCGCGAAUAAGGUAAUUGGCAAAUGGGAUUAUAAAAGGUAAUUUAUUUGCAUUAUACGUUAUGAAACAAUUGGGUUUAGUUUAACGCUCAAAUUAUGGUUUCUUCAGUAAUUCAUUUAUUCUCCACUCGAACCGAGUUUAGUCUUCACUCCAGCUGCGUGGAUAGAAUUUUGAACUGUUCCUGGUAUUUAUGGUACUCGAGCUUCCAUCGGCGUUGAAUAUGCGAGAUAUGAUAAGUCGGAACAUGCCGAUAAAUUCGUACCUAAUUAUAUCCAGUAAAUACGAAUGAACUAUAUUCGAUGCAUAAUGAUCAUGAGAAUUGAAAUAACCGCAACCAUGCUAUGGUAGUAUAGUAUAAUAUAAUAUGCGUGAUGUGUAGACAUAAUUUUUCAUUUAAUUUUUUCCCCUUCACUUCCGUUUGUAUUCGGCAAUUUUGUAUAACGUAUACGCGGAUACGAGUAUACCAAUUUAUACAUAUGCCAGAGAUGAAGUAAUCGGUUCAAAGUUUAUUCUAGAAGUUUUGAUGGUACGGCAUACCUACAAAUAUCGUAGCUUAUUAUCGUCUCUAUCGAACGGUGUAUAAACGUCGAUUGCUCACCCAAACGCAGGAAAUGUACAUUCAAACUUUGGAUGGUUAUUACAGCUGAAAUUUUAGCUCCGUAUCUACGGUGAAUUUUAUUGGAUUGAAAUGAUCAAGGAAGUUGUAAAUUUGCUUUUAACAUUUAAUAACGCGGAGAAGUGAAGUCUUACAAGAAUAUUUUUUUGUAUCAGAUUCGUUUAUACCUUGUAAUGACGCAGGUGCCUUUGGUUACAGAAAUUGCGUGCAACGCCGAUGCGUAAAAAACAAGAAAAAAAUACGAUAAAAUAUCUUGAAACCACUUCGUCAAACGAACGGGUAUAAGUUUAGUUAUUGCAAAUAUAGGGUUCAACGUUAACAGUGGCCUUAACAAAUCUCUUCGAUAUUAAAAUUACUUGAAGAAUAUUUUUCUUUCAAUACUCGAAUUAUUCUUGUUGUGUAAUGGAAAUUUUUGAAAUUGCAUUUUCGAAAGUUGGUUUGAAUAGCCAAUUUUUUCCGCAAUAUAAAGAUACACAGCGUCGUAAUUUAGGUGCUGCAUCAUUUGAUCGAUAUUAUGUGCAGAUAAAUUGUCUCAUUCAAUACUAGGAUUUAGUAACUUAUUUUCACCUAGCACAAUGAACAACAUUGA
Diprion similis is the source of this 2715-nucleotide messenger RNA. Its product is annotated as protein abrupt-like. The transcript is spliced from 5 exons. Gene Ontology annotation, cellular component: nucleus. Gene Ontology annotation, molecular function: DNA binding; protein binding. NCBI's taxonomy places the organism in Eukaryota, Metazoa, Arthropoda, Insecta, Hymenoptera, Diprionidae. The record is from RefSeq and is a predicted model, not a curated record. Gene Ontology annotation, biological process: regulation of transcription by RNA polymerase II. The coding region runs from base 124 to 1494 and encodes 456 amino acids.